This is a messenger RNA of Bombyx mori (domestic silkworm), 7584 nucleotides long. Its product is annotated as terminal nucleotidyltransferase 5C. Gene Ontology annotation, molecular function: poly(A) RNA polymerase activity; RNA binding. The record is from RefSeq and is a predicted model, not a curated record. Bases 1147 to 2682 code for a protein of 511 amino acids. NCBI's taxonomy places the organism in Eukaryota, Metazoa, Arthropoda, Insecta, Lepidoptera, Bombycidae. The transcript has 4 exons. Gene Ontology annotation, biological process: mRNA stabilization.
UUAUAUUCUAAGUACUACGAGGACCCCGAUCUGUGAUUUUCUCUAGUGUAACGCGUGUUGGAAAUACCCAAGAAAAAUUACGUCCAUUUACGCCGUUACAAAAUACUUUUAGCAAGCUGAUGACCAGAGAUCGAACCAGUGUGCUUAGUGCGAGUUUCUUAACGUUCUCGAUAGCGUAAAAGUUAACCCAAUUUUGUAUGCAGUUGGAACAGCGCCCCUAGCGGCAAACGUACACAAACGAUCCCAAAUAUGAGCUAACUUUUACGCUAUCGAGAACGUUAAAAAACUCGCACUAAGCACAUAGAACCCCCUUUUAAAGCGAAAUUUACUAAACAUAACAGUUUUCUACAAAAACCGAUUUAAUUUGAAUUUAAGAAACGCUGUCUGGUUACGUUCUCGACGUUGUGUCAUUAGUAAGUGGCAAAGUCGUUUAGUUCACAGUUUGAGCUUUUAGAGGUCGACCGGCGUCGUCGGAUCCACUCGACGCCGUUUGACCUUUCGCAUCCUGGUCGCAACAGGAAUAUUUCGCGCUAAGCCGUAUCCGCCGAGAUCUCAGGACCGCUCCCGAAAUCGUUGCAACAAUUAAACGAGAGCGGCGCGUACGGUAAUCGAGUAACACGAUUACGAAACUAUAAAAUAUUAUAUGGAGUUAAGUUACGUUACGUAUGUAGGUAUUUCGAGUGGCGAAUUGGCCGUUCGCCGGCGUCAAGUGAAGCAGGCGCCAGUGCCGCGCCGACCGCCGUGUGAUUCGAACGUUGUCAGCGUCGCAUCCGGACGCCGCCCGCGACUCGCGCUACCCUGUGUACCUGUGUCCUGUGUUAUACCCCUAAAAAGUACGUAAACAAAUCCCUUUAUCAAUCAAGUCGUGAAAGUGCGCAGUGAUAUCGGAGCGGCAUCAACGCGUGCGUACACAUUGCAUGUUUUUACGAGUGAUAGUUAGAAUCUGUUGUAUUCUACAGGUGCCUGCUCGUUCUUUAUUAAUUGAAAAGUGAUUGUAAGGCGGUCACGGCCGAGGCACACAUGUCCGGCCCAGUUUUCACGAUCGUCGAAUAGGGCGCUACUAGUGUGCACUCGUCUCGCGAACCAGCAUGUAGUGGAUACGAACAAGUGAAAAAUAAUUUGAUUGCGUGCUAAACGAGAGACGAAAUGGCCGAGACGAUGGCUUACGAACCAGCGAUGGACGAUGAAGUUUACGAUUAUGAUACCACCAAAAUCCCGGAGAUCGUGACCCCUGACGACAUGAACGAGUCCGGGUAUCAGGAGGGCUCCGAGCAGAGCUACGGGGAUCGCAGGGAUUCCAAGGAGGGCUUCGGCGGCGAGGGCGAUUCCGACAGCGGCGUGGACGGCGUGAGCAGCGGCUGCAGCACCGCGGACGACUGCCCGGUCGUGUCAAUCAACGACGUGGUCGCGUACUACGAUCACAUCCGGCCGAGGAGGCGGCACGUGCCACAGCUCAGCUUCUACACCGUCGACAUCGAGAGGAUGACGCUCGAGGCUAUUGCUCAGAGCGAAUCGAGCUAUACAUCGUCAGAAGAAGGGUGCGGUGCGGGAGAGCGUCACGCCGUGCUCAGCUACGAGCAAGUGCGGCGGCUCAAUGACGUCAUGGACGAGGUGGUGGCCAUCCACGGUCGCGGCAACUUCCCUACGCUGCACGUGCGCUUACGCGAGCUUGUAGCUGGGGUGCGAGCCCGCCUGGAGCUGGCGCAGGCGGCUGGCGGGGCCGGGGUCUCCGUACGGGAUGUCCGCCUCAACGGCGGCGCUGCCAGCCACGUGCUCGGCGACAACCCACAGCCUUACUCCGACAUCGAUCUCAUCUUCACUGCGGAGCUGCCCACGGCCCGUCACUGCGACCGCGUUAAGGCCGCGGUGCUCGGACACUUGGCCACCCUGCUGCCUCCAGCGACGCCUCGACGUCGCACAACACCUGCUGGACUAAAAGAGGCUUACGUUUCCAAAAUGGUCCGCGUGAACUCGGACGGUGACCGCUGGUCUCUCAUUUCUCUCGGCAACUCUCGCGGACACAAAUCCGUGGAACUCAAGUUCGUGGACAACAUGCGCCGUCAGUUCGAGUUCUCGGUAGACUCGUUCCAGAUCGCUCUCGACUCCCUGCUCGCGUUCCACGAGUGCGCCCAGCUGCCGAUCGGGGAGAACUUUUAUCCCACUGUCGUCGGUGAAUCCGUUUACGGCGACUUUAACGAGGCCCUGCAUCACCUGUCAGAGAAAUUGAUAGCGACGCGGCAACCCGAAGAGAUCCGCGGCGGAGGCCUCCUGAAGUAUUGCGCUCUGCUAGCCAAGGGCUACAGAGCCGCGCGUCCCGACAAGAUUAAGACCCUCGAACGCUAUAUGUGCUCGAGGUUCUUCAUAGAUUUCCCGGAGCUCGGGCAGCAACGCGCCAAGCUCGAGGCUUAUUUAAGGAACCAUUUCGUGGGCCGAGAAGAGGAAGCGCUCAAGCACAGGUACCUCACGUUGCUGCACAGCGUGGUCCGCGAGUCGACCGUGUGCCUGAUGGGCCACGAGCGGCGGCAGACGCUGGCGCUGAUCGAGGCGCUGGCGUGCCGGGAACUGUGCGCGCGGACGCCGGUGCUGGUGCAGCCGUACUACCUGUGCGUGUGCACCCCCUGCCCCGCCUGCGCCUACACAGCCUGCUGCGAGUGCUGCCGGCCGGCGCUCUGCCCCGCGUGACCGCCGUACCCUGACCUUCGUUAUAGUGCCAAAUGUAUAUAAUACUAAAACACGUAUGUAAUAUAUGUAUUCGCCGAUAAGAGCGAUCGUUUUAGGGUCGGUUUCAAAAAAAUAUAUAUAUAUGACGCUUGAAAGGCAAACGUGACUAAGCAGCGACAAUGCGUGAACUUUACAGUAUUACUGGUGGUAGGACCUCUUGUGAGUCCGCGCGGGUAGGUACCACCGCCCUGCCUAUUUCUACCGUGAAGCAGUAAUGCGUUUCGGUUUGAAGGGUGGAGCAGCCGUCGUAACUAUACUGAGAUCUUAGAACUUAUAUCUCAAGGUGGGUGGCGCAUUUACGUUGUAGAUGCCCAUGGGCUCCAGUAACCACUGAACACCAGGUGGGCUGUGAGCUCGUCCACCCACCUAAGCAAUAAAAAAAAGACUAAUUUAAAGUUGAAAUACCUGAAAAAAAAUCUAUUUUAACGAAUCUAGCUGUAGGAUUGAAAUGAUUUUUAUAGACCUAGAAAUAUAUUUUUAUUUGCGCAUCAAAUAUGAUUAUUGCCUAUCAUUUAUGUACAAAGCAGUUAUUGUCGCUUAGUCACGUUUGCCUUUCAAGCGUCGAUAUGUAUUCAAAAAGUUAAAUGCGUCGCCGGACGCGGAGGAGCCUGUCAAUUCGAGCCCAUACGUCGCGUCCCGGAGCAAUUCAUCACGUCAAUUGUCGGCCGGCUCGCCGUGCAGCGCCAUCGCGGCACCCAGGGGCGCUAGGUCGUAAAACUGAUUCGUGAAAUAAUUUCAGAUCGUACUCCUGUCGUGUUGAUAGCUUAAUAUGUUAGCAGUACGAAAAUUAUUCACGUAAACCAGACCGGAUGCGCUGUCGGAAGACGAAUCCGAGUCGAUAGUCUGCCUAAAAAAAAAGACUAGUUAGUUAUUCUUGAUAGGUUAUUUUCCAUAAAUUUAAAGGCAUGUCUCUCGCCGUGAUCAGUUAUCGGAAUUCCGAUUGAAGUCAGGUUGAAUCACUAAUUUAAAAAAAAAACUGCAAGCAAUUAUUGUUCUAUUAUGAGAAAUGUCCGAUUGAUAGUUGGAAAAAUAUGGAUAUUUUUUGUAGGAUCAAUCAAUGUGAACGAGUCAAGCCUUUUAUCUGACGGCUCUUGGCGCGAUAAUAUAAUCCAUUAUUUUGAAUAAUGAUAAUGAAUAAACCUAGGAGUGACCGGCCGCGAUCCGUGGUUCGAGUUUGAACACAAACAUUAAUAAACUCCGCACGUCACUUCGAAUUCUAUUUUAUUAUGUAUUUUUAAAUGAAACAAUACGAACUGAAAUCGUGUAUCUAAUAUAUAACAAAGUCUUAAGUGGUUUCUCUAGUAUUGUAUACGGCUUGGCGUAGCUAAGUUACAAUUAAGUCAGAAAAACAUUAAAAUCGAAAAAAAAAAAACAACUAAGGUGUGUACAAUAUUAAAGUUCACGCUUUUAUUUUAAUUAUUUGAAAUAUUAAUAGAAAUAUUUUUAUGGAUAUUUACAAGUAUAAAAGUCACUUUAUAAAAUACAGUACUUAUGAAUAGUUACAUAACUAUUUUUCAUCGAUUGCUGCAUGAAAAAAAAAAAGAUGUAAAUUGUAUAAAAAAUGUGAUUUUAUUGUUGUAGAUAUGUUCGUCGUUGAUUAUUGUAUGAUUACUUAAAGUAUAAAAAUAUGUCUCGAAGGAAGCGGCGCGAGGUCGGAACGGCUUUUUAAAAUAAAAUAAAUAAAUAAAAGUUUGUGACUUAUUUCUUUAUCAGAAAUCAAGAUUAAAAUUUAAAUCAAGCUAUAAAAGAAAUCUCCUAAAAUUUAUGGAAUCGCAUUAAAUACGUCUAAAACACUAUUACCGUCAAUUACAACAAACAAAAUGAUGCUUUAUAAAAGUUUGAAACAUUUAUAUCCGACCUAAUGCCUCUCUGAUCUCGAGAUAUGUAGUUUAAAAUUCGAUAGAGAAAUAUAACUGUUGCAUAUUUAACGAGAGUAUAUUAUGAACGACGGUGUUAACGUGUCCGGCCAAUAAUGUGCGUGUCUUAGAUUAUUUGCCAACGCAUAUAAAUAUAUUAUAUAGUAUUGUGUAUCAUUGUAGGGCUUCGUGAGCAGUAUAUUGUUGAAACAUUUUUUAGUAGUUGAAUUUGCAAUUAGAAUUAUUCAAGUACAAUUCACUGUUAGUGUCGUGUCUUUUUGGUCUUUAAAAAAAAGUAUUGUAAUGAACGAAUUUCUAACUUGCUCAUUGUGUAAUCAAAAUUUAAGAUCUCAUCUCUUUAAAACAAAAUUCCUUUAUAUCACUUACUCGUUGUACUGUCUCGUAUUUAUUAAAUAUAUUAAUAUUAUAAUGAUCUAGAUUCUAGAUCUAGGAGUCGUAAUUCGUUCCGUCUCAUUUUUCUUGAACACAGAAAUAUAAGUAAUGAUUACUAGCGUACUUAAGUAUCUGUGUAUUAGUUACAAAAUUUGAAUACAUUUAAAAAUAUUCAAUGUAAUGCGCUAGAACGCAACAAUAUAGUAUACAUAUAUCUCUAUACACUACUCAAUAUGUACUUAGAUGUAAAGCAAAGUACAUAAGAUUAACGAAAAUUUUAAGUAAUUAAUUACAAAAAUGUAAGUAUUUGUGAAAUUUUUAUUACAUAUAAGGUAACUUGAUGUAUUGAGACAGGCGUUAAUUGUGACUGUAGAUUUUUCGAUAAAAGUUUAUCGUCUUUAAAAUGUUGUAGUGAUUUUUUCGGAAAUAUCUGUGAUCGACACACAUUCUAUACUGUAGAUCGGCUAUUAGAAUAGUUAAAACAACAUCCACGUGUUUGGAUUCGAUAAGUGCACUAUACAUAAGAUGUGUUUGUUACUACAAAGUUAUGUAUUAGAUUCCCGUGUAAUGCUUGGCGUUUAAGACAGCGCUUAUGAUAAUGUCGUCUAUAAUUGAAAAUCUAAAACUUGAUCAACAAAAGUUCCUCAAAAACAACUCAAACAUUUGGCCUAAAAGUGCUUAAAGCCCGUUAUUUAAGCUCUUGUAUGUUUCUCUAUAAAAUGAUUCGCCAACAAAAACUAUCUACUGAACAAUUUAUUUGAAAAUAAAGCAGAGAGACAUUGCAAAAUUCAUAGUUAAGUUUUAUUUUUAUAUUUUUUUUUCUAAAGUUACCAUCAGUUUUCAGCUAGCUUUUUAUUCUUUUUAAUAAAGUUUUUACUCUAUAUUCACUGGUCAAAAUGGCGUUUGCGUGCGAUAGCGAAGUUUGAUGCAUGUUUAUUUUGUAGGUGUAGUUUUAAGGAAAAUUGUCACAUCCCUGCAUUUAAAACACAAUUUUAAAGAAAAAAUAUUAAAAAAAUAUAUAAUUUAAGUGAAAAACUAAAAUUUAGUGUUUUAUAUAUAGGGAAACUUCAAUUUAAAAUGGGUAUUAAAAACGAGAUUAACUUUCAAUUAACUUUCUGCAAAAAGUUAUUGCUAAAACAAGAUCUGUAGAUCUAGAGACUAAGUUUUAACAAAUAGCGUUGAAGCUAGAAGCAAGCAGUUAUCUUGUUCGAACAUCAAAUUGUCUUAUAAAAUUUUAAAGCAAAGUUUUAUAAAUAGUGUUACAUGACAAAAAAUCUUCACUCAGAAUUUAAAUAUUACAGUGAAGUAUUCUAAACAACAUGGCUUACUUUGAUGACACGAUGAUUACGUCUGUUGACAUAACCAAAAGAAAGCCAAUAGAAUAUUCCGAUGAAGAUACGUUAAAUGAAUUUUAAACUAAAAACAAUGUAGGUAAUAACAUACAUACAAAUACACAAGCAUUUAUUUACCUGUACCGAAGGAAUUAUUAAUGGAAGAUUGGAAGUCAAAACGAGUGUAGAUGGGAGAAUACUUUUCAAUUUCUUUUAUUUUUCUAUUAACAGUAGUAGAAAGAAUAUACUAGCAGUUGUGUUUGAAGACGCCUUGGUGUCUAUUUUGAUAAACUACACUCGAGAAGAAUGAGGACAGAGUGUUUACAAAUAUGAAAGAUGUAGAGUUGUGAACGCAAACGCCGAACGAAGCAAAGGCUCGUUCCAACAACACUGAAAAUAUCUUGGAACAGUAGUCAUGGUAUAGUUUAUUUAAUGAUUUAUAUGUUCAGUAACCUAGGUGACCUAAGUUCAUAAAUCAGAUAUGCAAAAUGUAUAUAUUUGAGUAACGACUGAUGCACUUGAGGUUUCCUUGUCUCUAUGUGGCCUAGCGAUGGAAUGUGAACAAUUUUACCUGUUUAUGUCAUACAAAAGAAUAAAGUACUUUCUUAAAGAAUUACUUCUAAAAUUCACAUCACUAAGCUGCUAGCGUGGCGGUCUUCGUAUUUGUAGCUUUUGCAUAUGAACAUAAUGUUGAUGGUGAGACAUCUUUUGAACGGAUUAGCAAUGUAUACAAUUAAUCUUACUGCAUUCGAGUCACACCUUUGAAAAGAUGUAUAUAAUUUGUUCUAUUACUAAGAUCACUUAGAAAGAUGAAGCCUUAAACGUAUUAUACCAUGCCCCAACUGUUCCUGAUUUUUUUCGGUCUCAUGGAGCGAAGCAAUGUUGUUGAUCGCUCAUAUGUUAAAAGCGAUAGCACGACAUGAACAGACUCUCUAAUAUAGGGUUGCUAGCUCAUAAUGCCUUGUAUAAGCUUACUGUUAGUUUUAGUUAUGGUCGAACGCAAACACGUGACGUCACAAGACAGUAUACAAUCGCCUGGAUGGCGCUGCUGAAUUUGUUGCUGUAGUUUCGACCUAUAUUUACAUAAUUAUAGUUAUUAUUCUUUUUCAAGUUGCCUGUUGCGUGUACGAUGCGUAUAUUUUAUACGCUAUAUUGUUACGAUACAUAAUGAUUACUAUAUAUUUGUGAGGAGUUUUAAGCUAUUGUAAAUUUACAGAAAAAAAAAUUAAAUAAAAUGUUGUGAAAAAAAAUAAAUUAUAAAAAUGUGAUAUAAACAAUGGAAA